Messenger RNA from Magnolia sinica, 1304 nucleotides. RefSeq names its product translocase of chloroplast 34, chloroplastic-like. The record is from RefSeq and is a predicted model, not a curated record. The transcript has 8 exons. Gene Ontology annotation, molecular function: GTP binding; protein-transporting ATPase activity. Gene Ontology annotation, cellular component: chloroplast outer membrane. Lineage: Eukaryota; Viridiplantae; Streptophyta; Magnoliopsida; Magnoliales; Magnoliaceae. Gene Ontology annotation, biological process: intracellular protein transport. Bases 149 to 1087 code for a protein of 312 amino acids.
CUCGUGCAAAUCCUCAUAAAACCCUCUUCCCUGCCCAACCUGAUAAAAAGCUCCUCAUUCUCCCAUUCUUCUCUGGGAGAGCCUCCGAAAUUCUUCUAAGCUCUCUUCCCCAACAUAGGCAGCGCCCUCUUUCGCAGAAUACGGCUCAAUGGCAGCUCAGCUAAACCGUGAAUGGACUGGAAUUCAGCAGUUCCCUCCUGCCACUCAGACAAAAUUGCUUGAGCUGUUGGGUAAAUUAUUGCAAGAGAAUGUAAACGCAUUGACGAUUCUUGUAAUGGGAAAAGGCGGUGUUGGGAAAUCUUCAACUGUAAAUUCCAUCUUAGGGGAACGGGCGGCUGCUGUCAGUGCUUUCCAGUCAGAAGUGCUGAGACCCAUGAUUUAUUCCCGCACGCGGUCAGGGUUUACACUAAACAUCAUCGAUACUCCUGGGCUUGUGGAAGGAGGAUAUGUCAAUGAACACGCUCUUGAGAUCAUAAAGCGGUUCCUUUUGAAUAGGACUAUUGAUGUUCUACUAUUCGUGGAUCGGUUAGAUGCAUAUAGGGUGGAUAAUUUGGAUAGGCAGGUCAUUAAAGCUAUCACAGACAGUUUUGGCAAAGGAAUAUGGCAGAGAGGUGUCGUUGUCCUCACUCAUGCUCAACUUUCACCACCGGAUGGAUUAAAUUAUGAUGACUUCUUCACCAAAAGGACAGAAGCACUUCUUAAAGUUGUUCGUUUGGGAGCACGGAUUAAAAAGCAAGAAUUCCAGGAUUCUGCAAUUCCAGUCGUUUUGGUUGAGAACAGUGGAAGAUGCAAGACAAAUGACAGUGGCGAAAAGAUUCUUCCAGACGGCACUGCAUGGAUUCCAAGCCUUUUGAAAACGAUCACAGGCGUUGUGUCCAAUGGCAGCAAAGCAAUCCUUGUUGAUAUGAAGUUAAUUGAAGGGCCCAAUCCAAAUGAGAGGGGAAAGUUCCUCAUACCUUUUAUUCUCGCCUUUCAGUAUUUCUUUAUCGUCAAAAGGAUUCAAGGGGCGAUAAAGGAUGACAUCACCAAGGAAGGUAAACCUCUUUGGGAGCUUCGUGACAUGGGGUUGGCCAAGCGCAAGUUCUGAUGGCCCACAGGAAUUUCUCUUCCUGCCAGUGGUUGUGAGUUUUCAUCCAUCCAUCAUUUAUCAUUCCUUUUUUGCUUUUACUCAUUUUGAAUUAAUUAGUAGGACGGCUCCUCAGGUGGAUGGAUUUUAUGUUAUGAGAAUGAAUCUUGGAUUUUCAGCGCUGUUCAGCGAUGCUCUAGUGUCUUGCUUUUAAUGCCAUGAGGCCCAAGUCUCACCA